AUGGGUGGUUUUGCUCUUGAGGCUACUCCUUCACUACCUUCUCCCAUGGCUUCUGAUUCUGAGGAUGAGGAUGAUGAUGAUGGUGAUGACAAUGAUGCUUCGGAUGAUGAGAGGCUAGAGAUCCAACGGGGAAGUGGGGACACAUUGGAUAUGAUACGUGAGAAGAUUGAGAAAUUGCAAGAGGCUCCUCCUGCAAGACUAGCCAAACCAAUCCCAGUUCCUGUUCUUGUUUACAGUUCCAAGAAGAAGAAGAAAAGGGGUGGCCAACAACGAAGAAAGACGAUGAAACUGUACGGGAUAACGGAGACGAGAAAGAUGGCUAAUAGGGUGCAGUUUGGAGUACCUGAGGAGAGUUAUUUAGGUGCUGGAUAUGGCAUAGGAUAUGGGAUUCUUGGUCAGGCUGGUUUGAGAGGCAAACUAUGUGUACAAAAGGUUUUGUGA
This is a messenger RNA of Quercus robur (English oak), 441 nucleotides long. Its product is annotated as U4/U6 small nuclear ribonucleoprotein Prp31 homolog. The record is from RefSeq and is a predicted model, not a curated record. Gene Ontology annotation, cellular component: U4/U6 x U5 tri-snRNP complex; U4 snRNP; precatalytic spliceosome. The coding region runs from base 1 to 441 and encodes 146 amino acids. The transcript is spliced from 2 exons. Lineage: Eukaryota; Viridiplantae; Streptophyta; Magnoliopsida; Fagales; Fagaceae. Gene Ontology annotation, biological process: spliceosomal tri-snRNP complex assembly; mRNA splicing, via spliceosome.